Messenger RNA from Alligator mississippiensis (American alligator), 1969 nucleotides. RefSeq names its product RNA binding motif protein X-linked (gene RBMX). Gene Ontology annotation, molecular function: RNA binding. The coding region runs from base 105 to 1265 and encodes 386 amino acids. The transcript has 9 exons. NCBI's taxonomy places the organism in Eukaryota, Metazoa, Chordata, Crocodylia, Alligatoridae. Gene Ontology annotation, biological process: positive regulation of mRNA splicing, via spliceosome. Gene Ontology annotation, cellular component: spliceosomal complex. The record is from RefSeq and is a predicted model, not a curated record.
UUCGCGGCCGUGACGUCAGCUAUAUAAAGGCCCGCAGCGCCUUUGUUCGCCCUCAUUGCGCAGUUGCAGGUGAGGCGGUGCGGAGGUCCCUUUCAAAGGUCAAAAUGGUGGAGGCGGACCGUCCCGGGAAGCUGUUCAUCGGCGGGCUGAACACGGAGACGAACGAGAAAGCGCUUGAAGCUGUGUUCGGCAAAUAUGGGCGCAUAGUAGAAGUUCUCUUGAUGAAAGAUCGCGAAACCAACAAGUCCAGAGGAUUUGCUUUUGUCACGUUUGAGAGCCCAGCAGAUGCGAAGGAUGCUGCCAGAGACAUGAACGGAAAGUCAUUAGAUGGGAAAGCAAUUAAAGUGGAACAAGCAACCAAGCCAUCCUUUGAAAGUGGUGGUAGACGUGGGCCGCCACCUCCUCCAAGAAGCAGAGGUCCUCCCAGGGGCCUCAGAGGUGGAAGAGGCGGAAGUGGAGCAAGAGGGCCACCUUCAAGGGGAAGUCAUUUGGGGUCUUCCAGAGGACCACUUCCAAUGAAGAGAGGUCCACCUCCCCGCAGUGGCGGGCCUCCACCAAAAAGAUCAGCCCCUUCAGGACCAGUGCGUAGCAGUAGUGGAAUGGGAGGCAGAGCUCCUGUAUCACGUGGGAGAGACAGCUAUGGUGGUCCUCCCCGGAGAGAGCCAAUGCCAUCACGAAGAGAUGUCUACAUGUCACCAAGAGAUGAUGGUUAUAGUACUAAGGACAGUUACUCAAGUAGAGAUUAUCCAAGUUCCAGGGAUACAAGAGAUUAUGCCCCGCCUCCGAGAGAUUAUGCAUAUCGUGAUUAUGGUCAUUCCAGCUCGCGUGAUGAGUACCCCUCCAGAGGAUACAGUUUUUCCUCCUAUAGUGACCGUGACGGAUACGGUGGUGGACGGGACAGAGACUACUCUGAUCACCCAAGCGGAGGCUCCUACAGAGAUUCGUAUGAGAGUUAUGGUAACUCACGUAGUGCUCCACCUGCUCGAGGGCCCCCUCCAUCUUAUGGUGGAAGCAGUCGGUAUGAUGAUUACGGCAGCACACGAGAUGGAUAUGGAAGUCGAGAAAGUUACUCAAGCAGCAGAAGUGACGUCUACUCAAGUGGCCGUGAUCGCGUUGGAAGACAAGACAGAGGUCUUCCCCCUUCCAUGGAAAGGGGUUAUCCUCCUCCACGAGAUUCAUACAGUAGUUCAAGCCGCGGAGCACCCAGAGGUGGUGGCCGUGGUGGAAGCCGAUCUGAUAGAGGUGGAGGCAGAAGCAGAUACUAAAAAAAAAAAAAAAAAAAAAUCACACUUUUGGACCAAAACAGAUUACUUUUCAAAAAAACACAUGAAAAGUGGAAGUUGUUCAAUCUUUGCUACCAGAGGACUACUGAAAGGAAAAGUUGUUUUUACCUUUUUUAUUGUUGCCUGUUAAGUUCCCCUCCAUGACUUAUGCUUUUGUGAAGAAAAGUUAAAACAAUGUUUAAUUUCAUUUCAAAAUUGUUACCAUUUCUUUCAAAACGCAGAUGUUAAAUGUAUAAAACUUGAGCUGUGUACUAGUGUUGUAAUUUUCAAAGUAAAAGUUACCCUGAAAUGCCAUACUUCCAUCUGAUUUUCCUCAUGAAUGGAACAAGCAGUUUAAGAUCUUCCACACAUCUAGCCAUCUAAAAUGGAGCUGGAUCGUUCUACACAUUCAAACUCGCAUUCCAAACAAAUUAGUUACUUGUGGUAUGGAGGGUGGUGGGGAUGUGCUGCACUAAAAUUUCAGUUUCCAGGAUCUGAACUCUUUCAGUUCCUCUCUAGAGUCUGAAAUCCACAUGGUAUUCCCUGUACAAAAUUCUUCAGAUUCUUGUGUAAAGAGAAAUUCAGGAAUUCAUUCAGUCACUAAAACAGCAAAUGGAUAAUGCUGACUGUACUUUGCCUUCGUACUGUUACGCUGGGAGUUUGGAAUGACCUCCCCCAAAAUAAACAAUUUACAUGUAAUAAGUCAA